This is a messenger RNA of Stegostoma tigrinum, 1552 nucleotides long. Its product is annotated as interleukin-13 receptor subunit alpha-2-like. The transcript has 11 exons. NCBI's taxonomy places the organism in Eukaryota, Metazoa, Chordata, Chondrichthyes, Orectolobiformes, Stegostomatidae. Gene Ontology annotation, biological process: cytokine-mediated signaling pathway. Gene Ontology annotation, cellular component: external side of plasma membrane; membrane. The record is from RefSeq and is a predicted model, not a curated record. Gene Ontology annotation, molecular function: cytokine receptor activity; protein binding. The coding region runs from base 212 to 1495 and encodes 427 amino acids.
GAGUUGAAGAGCUGCUUUCACUUGGCAAGGCACCACGUAUACACUUGAAGGAAAAGCUGCUUCUGACCAAGAAGUGACUACAUAUCGAGGAUCAGUCUCAGAAAGUCAACAAAACAAUUUGCCCCAUUGUUCUUGCACGAAUUCCCACUCUAAUGGGUGUUUUAUGAUCUGCGUCUAACUUUCCUUCAGAUUUCUGUUGAAGAUCUCCACUAUGGUCCUAUUGUACACAUGCCUUACAAUUUCCUUUGUUUUACUGCUAGCAUUAAGUGAUGGACGCCUGGAAUUCCUAGCAGACAUUACUGACCUUAAUCCACCGACCAACCUCACAGUUGUGGAUAGACAGCUUGGGGAAGUGACAUUUUCUUGGAAUGAUGGCCUCAGUGAAUUCAUAAAGGCUCAGAGCCGCGUUAGAUAUCUCUUUGAGUACAAGUACUUUGAUUCUCAAAGUUGGCAAGAAGAUUCUAGGCUUCUGGAGCCAGAAUAUAUGAAAAGGUUUGAAUUACACCGGGGUGUUUACAUUCGAGUUAAAAAUGUGCUUCUAGAUAAACACCAAAAAACAGUAAAAGAAAGUAACUGGACUGUAAUGGGCAUUCAAUCGUCAACAGGUGAUCGAGAAACAUUGGCUUCCAAUUUCUCAUGUGUUCUCUAUAAUCAUUCUGCCAUGAAUUGUACAUGGUAUUGUGGCAGGAAAGCACCAAAUGACACGCAAUAUAAAAUGUACUACAGACAGAAUGAUGCAACUCUGCAGUGUACACAUUAUACGGAUGUCGGUGGAAGGCAGGAAUGCCAUAUUGAUCAAGGCACAGUUGAUGUUGAGGAGAACGUUCUGAUAUGUGUCAAUGGAUCUAGUAAUUCUCGAAUGAUUCAACAAUAUUAUACAGAAUUUGACCCACAAGUAUAUGAGGUGUACAACCCACCAGUAAAUCUUGAGGUUUUGCCAAACCUGACAGUGAAAUGGGACAUACCUCCCGGCUAUGCCAUUAAUAUAGAUUGCUUUGCAUUUGAACUGAACGUCACUGAUCUGGACAAGGGUAGAACUGAGCUCUUCACUUGCCGACAUGAAACAAAGUAUGCCCUUGUACACAUCAAGCCCACAACACGUUACUCAGUGAAAGUAAGAAUGAAACUGAAGCAUUGCAAAGAAACAAAGUUCUGGAGCCCCUGGAGUAAUGAAGAUUUUAUCGAACCUGUCCAGGUGCUGAACAUUUAUUGGAUGCUGAUUACAUUGGCCAUAUUGGUCACGGUGCUAGGAUUGAUCCUAAUGUUUGCUUUCAAAAGGUACAGAUUAUUGGAAAUUGUAGUCAAACCAAUUCCCAGUCCUCAAAAGAAGUUCAACGCAUUGUUCGAAGAAUACAAUGGUGAUUUCCAGAAUUGGAUAAACUGUCAGAUACCAGUCUCAGAAGUUGAUGAAUGCCAUUCAGUUAUCAUUGAAGAAAAUCCCCAAAGUGAAGAAUUAAGAAGCUUUCGCUGCCGCCCAUCCAUGCACCUGCCAUGAUCCUGAGCUUACAAAUCGAUAUUUGGAAUGCCUUAUUUUCUCCAUGGCUUGUCCAUU